Messenger RNA from Tachysurus fulvidraco (yellow catfish), 1153 nucleotides. It is a transcript of the gene cope, whose product is annotated as COPI coat complex subunit epsilon. Lineage: Eukaryota; Metazoa; Chordata; Actinopteri; Siluriformes; Bagridae. The transcript has 8 exons. Gene Ontology annotation, cellular component: COPI vesicle coat. Bases 58 to 918 code for a protein of 286 amino acids. Gene Ontology annotation, molecular function: structural molecule activity; protein binding. Gene Ontology annotation, biological process: intra-Golgi vesicle-mediated transport; endoplasmic reticulum to Golgi vesicle-mediated transport; retrograde vesicle-mediated transport, Golgi to endoplasmic reticulum. The record is from RefSeq and is a predicted model, not a curated record.
UAGCCGGAAUACGGAUAGGAAGAGAACUAAGUAAACAUUCAUAUCUAUUAUAGAAACAUGGCGUCGCAGCAGGGAGAGAUAGAUGAGUUGUUCGAUGUAAAAAAUGCCUUUUAUAUCGGGAGUUAUCAACACUGUAUUAACGAGGCUCAGAAAGUAAAGACAUCGGGACCUGAGAAAGAACUGGAGAAGGACAUUUUCCUGUACAGAGCGUACAUCGCACAGAGGAAGUUCGGCGUGGUGCUCGAGGACGUAAAGCCGAAUUCCUCAGAAGAGCUGAAGGCCGUGCGGAUGUUUGCAGAAUACAUGUCCAAUGAUGCCAAAAGGGACGUCAUCGUGGCCGAGCUGGAUAAGAAGAUGAGUAAGAGCGUGGACGUGUCCAACACCACCUUCCUGCUGAUGGCCGCAUCCAUCUACCUGCACGAGGGGAACACGGACGCGGCGCUGCGCACGCUGCACCAGGGCGAGAGCCUCGAGUGCAUGACGAUGAGCAUUCAGAUCCUCCUCAAGCUCGACCGGCUCGACCUCGCCAGGAAGGAGCUGAAGAAGAUGCAGGAGCUGGAUGAAGAUGCCACGCUGACUCAGCUGGCUACGGCCUGGGUGAAUCUAGCAGUCGGAGGAGAGAAGCUGCAGGACGCCUUCUACAUCUUCCAGGAGAUGGCUGAUAAAUACUCGCCCACUCUGAUCCUGCUGAACGGCCAGGCGGCAUGUCACAUGGCCCAGUGCAAGUGGGAUGAGGCCGAAUCAGUCCUGCAGGACGCGCUGGAUAAAGUACGUAGUACCUUCAGUCUGUCAGUCAGAGGACACAGCGCGAAUCGCGCAGGAGAACGAAUCUGGACCGUCUCAUGUGAUAUAUCUUGUCUUCUUAUUUACAAAGUCAUCAUCAGUAACACAGAGCUGCAAAAGUACAUCUUCUGCUAACCCGAGAAUUUACUAGAAGUCCGUUGACGCCAGCGAUAUUGGGGUAGAUGAGAUGACUGCAGGACGUUGGGUCAUGCUCAGAUCCCAUGUAGGUUAUGAUUAUUCGAAUCUUGGUACCGGUGCAAAUUGUAUCGAAAGUACAACAACGUGGCCUGGAAAAACGCUGUCUGUUAUAAAGACGGUGAUGAGGUCUGUUCUUUGUGUAAAAAGCAGUUGAAUUGAACCUUGUUUUAAA